This is a messenger RNA of Sus scrofa (pig), 17891 nucleotides long. The record is from RefSeq and is a predicted model, not a curated record. NCBI's taxonomy places the organism in Eukaryota, Metazoa, Chordata, Mammalia, Artiodactyla, Suidae.
AAGAGUUAAACGGCGAUGAAGAAAAUAUAUAGACAGUACAGUUUAAGGACGGACCAGGGGGCCCGAGCCCUCCCGGAUCCAGAUUCCGGAUUGGGUGCCUCGCUGCUUUGGUUGUGCUGCUGGAAGUGUGAGGCGCGGCUGCUCGCAGUCCCGUGGCCUUGAGGCAGAUGUUUCUUAUCUCUAGGGCACAGGGACGCUGGCGACAGCUCUCCGUGCCGGGCGCCCGGAGAAGCGUGUGUGCCUGUGCCGGCGGCCGCCCUCCUUGCGCUGACUCCGCAUUCCGCGUCACCCCGUCAUCUCUCGGUUCGUGCCCGUCCCUCUUCCGGCCCCUUUCGGCCCAGUUCCCGUAGCUGAUCGCGCACGAGCCGCGUGCUGGUUUGCAGCCACUUCAGACCUGAGGAAGCUGUUCGCCCACGGGCAGGCAGAUGGCUUCUCACAGUCACCUCCGUGUGGCACAGGUCCAAUGGCACCGGCCCUCUUCUCCCCAGCACCCUGCUCUCGCAGCCUGGCUGCACCGGGCGGCCUUUUCCACUCUGUCCCCAGGUCACCCAAGGCACCAGGGCUGUUUGAGAAUAAGCCGGGGCCUUUGGGCUGUUUUCUGGGAGUGGAGGGUUCACAGCCCGAGGAACGCUGAGCCCGGAAGGAGUCGUCCUGGUGCCCCUGCCGUGCACCUCUGCCCGCGUGGUCCUGGCUCUGCCCACUGGUGUGGUUUGGGUGGUAAUUGGUGAUUUGCCAGGAAAUCCUCCAUUUCCCCUCGAGGCUUCAAAUCAGUGCUCUCGCCGUGUCUACGAUGGGGGGUGUCAGCGCUCUUGCCAUUUCUGUGAUGGGGUAACAGCUCCCCGUGCGGGGCAUCUCCAUCGGGGAGGGGCACAGAGAGCCCGGGGCUCCAGCCGCCUCCCCUCAGCAGACGGUGGAGGCGACUGUGCUGCCUGGUCUGUGCGGGGGCGGGCGGGCGGGGGCCCCAGAGGAGGCCACGCUCAGUGCCGACCCCUGGCCCUGCCCAUCUGAAGCCUCGAAGCGAGUCCCCCUGGCAGUUUCCUGGAGCCCUGGGAGGAGGGCGGUCACUGUCCAUGGGCGACCCGGAGCAAGGGCGCUGGCGUUGACGCGGACCGACUUGUCCCCGGGCAGAAGACCAGGCGCUCGUGUCGGUGGCCGCCCCUCGCCCUCGCUCAUCGUCUUCAGACGAGGGGCACCAGUGCCACCCUGGCCUCUCAGCCCAGCAGAGGGGACCCCGCCGGGAGCAGGCGGCUGCCUGGGGCUGGGCCGUGCUCACCACACCUCCUGGGAUGCAGGCUCCACGGGGCGGCCUCUGCCGCCACCGUGUGUGGCCCGAGGUCGGGGCCCCCGGGGCCUGGCAGCAGGAACUGCAGCCAGGAAAUCCGAGCACUGCUUUGGAGCCGGGACGCGGGGGACCCUGGGACGAGGCAGCUGAGUGUUGGAGCGCAGGCCCUCCAGCUGCUCAGGAAGGCAGAUUCCCGGGGAGGUCACAGGCUCGGCCGAAAGCCAAGCCGUGUUCCCUGAGCCAGCGUGGCUGUUCCUUCUCGGAGAGGGGGGCCCCUGUCCAGCCUUGCGUGGUGCGUCCUGAAGGCAGCCGCUCUCCUCUUGAGCUCACAGGUGACCCUGUGCAUCAGGCGGCCCCAAGGCCAAAGCCUCACCACACCAGGCAGGGCGGGAGCCUCGCCAGCUUUGUGCCCAUCCCCCGUGAGGCCCGGGUGUGGGGGCUGCUUCUCAGUCCUGUCCAGUUUUCAGCUGUGGGGACCCUGCCCUGGUGGCUCCGCGGGUGCAGCCACGGGGGCGGGGGGUAGGCAGGCUGCACGCCCGGCUCACAGCCCUGAGCCUCUGGGCCUGGACGCCCUUAGCUGAGUUCCUGAUCGCGUAAGCGUGGCUCAUUCUCCUGUGCAGGUCACGCUGCCUGCGGCAAGGGCGUCUGAGGGAGGUCGGCGCGUGAGCAGCCCUGCCUGCGCCGGGUCGGCGCGUGAGCAGCACGUGUGUGAGCGCGCAUCUGCGUGUGAACCUGCACACGCCCACGGGCCGCGACGACGGAGGAGAUGGGCUCGUCGAUCCUUGGUGGGCGGAAGCUUCCUCCUCGCGUCCCCUCGUGACGUGUUGUCUGCAGAGCACAGAGGAGACGUGGGCUGUUGGCCGUCCCACUCGGACCGGGCCAGUGUCCUGCGGGUGGCCUGGGCUUGCGGGCACCACGGAGACGUGGCACCCCCCGGGUACUGAGGGCUGCAAGGUCACCACCACGGCUCUGGCCUGAGCCCAGUGCCCCCGCGCCGGGGCUGGCGACAUGCAGGAGCCCACCCUCACCCCGUCUCCCACCCCUGGUUCAAGAGGACACGUCCUCUGCAAGAGAGGCCACGCCGAAAGCACAGCACCAGGGGGUCGGCGGGGGGGCCCUCGGCCUUGCUGGAGCCGCUGGCAGCGUGGGGCUGGGGCUCGGGUCCUGUGGGUGUCUGGGGUUCUGAGGAGCUGAAACAACCAAUAUUUAGGCCAGAUUUCCUAAAUUUGAGACAUUGACUCAUAUCGGCAAAUCACAUCAUGCGGCAAACCAAGCACGUGUGUGGGGCUCAGCCCGUGAGCCACCGUCCGAGGCCCGUGCCUGUUCUCAGCGGCGGGGCUGCCGAUGGCCCGGGGCCUCUGUCACCACGGCGGGCGGCCUUCCUCCUGCACCUGGCUGGUCGGUGCCCUGACCCCACAUGUGCUGGGGAAGGGGGAGUGGGGGCCAGGUGGUAACAUCCAUGUGCUCACGUGGGCGUGAGGACGGCACGGGUCCCUGUGGUGGAUUGAAACCCGUGUUAGAGUGUGUGCAGAAAGGGCCAUCCGUGUCUGGUUACACCUUAGUCCUGGCAAAGCCCACGGGCCUGGCAGGUGGGGGCCGGAACACGAGUGUCCCAGAGACCCCAGCCUGGCCCCCGUGGUGCUGACCCGGGGUGGGUCUGGGUGAGGUCGGAGCGUGGAUUCAUGGCCUACAGUGGGGUCACACGUGGCCCCCAUCUCCAUCACUGUCGGAUGACACCCUCCCCCCCCGCCCCCGGGUUCGGGGGUCUGUCCUGGGAGCGGAUUCUGAGACUGCAGGCUGCUCUCGGAAGGGGCCUCCGCAUGGCCCAGGGCUCAGCGUCAGCGCUGGAACCUCCAGCUGGGGUGGCCGCUCCUAACGUUGAGUCAGGGAGACCCAUGUGCUUCUUCGAGGGCCAGCUCUGCAGGUUCCCCCAAACCACUGCGCCCCCGGUCCCCUCCACCUCCGGCUCCGAGGACAUGCCGCGUCCUGCGAGUUGGUGCUUACUCGACAGAAAGGCCGGCGGAGUCGGGAGAGAUGCGUGAUGUUUCAGACCCCCCACCCCCGGAGAGCCGUCUCCGCUUCCCAGGACAGCCGGGCACCUUGGGGUCCUUUAUGAAAUCAUUUCUGAAAUUAAAUCACAGAGAGAUACCUGCAAGAAGUGAGGAAAUUAUUCUCACUCCAUUCUUGGGGCCAAGUUGCAAAUCAACUGCAGAAUAUGUUUUGAAAUUCCCUUUUUAAAUGAAUGCGGUCAAUGAAAAUGCGGAGCUAUCAGCAGCACGUGCAGUCUCCUAUUGCGAGAUGAAGAAAAUCCCGUGAUAGAAUUCAAGCCCCAUGGAACGGGUCUGAAAGCCGAGAGCAGCCUCGCACAGGCCGAGGUGCUGAUGAAACGGAAAAUGCACUUCACACGCUCUGCACACGCAAAUUGCAUCCGUCAGAGCGUUUUUGCAGAGAAUGAGGCACUUCCUCCCUUUUGCGCUCGUUGUCUGGGGGGUGGGGGGUGCUGGGUCGGGGGCUCCGCCGAUGAACCUGCACAGCAGCUCCUUCCUGAGGCUGGAGCGGGGCUGGGGGCUCAGACCCUCUGCUUCUUUGUCUGAGGGGAGCCCUGGGGUGGGGGGAGGCCCUCCCUUGGUGGUUUUGGUAUUGUCCUUUGCGGCAGUGAGACGCCAUCCAGCCAGGGCAAGGGGCACCCCUGCCCGACCCAUGCUCUGACCUGCCUGGAUGUGUGAGCCUUUGCGGAGCUGGACCCGCUGGGGAGGGCACAGAGGACGACCUGGCCUUGGGGAGGUUCCUUGGUGGAGGGACAGAGCUGUCUCCUCCCCGCGCCUCUGGCUUCCCCCGGAGGCUGGACAGCGACGCCUCAGGACAGGCCCCGCAGUUUCGCUGCGGCGAAGGGCCCAUCCUGGCCCCAGGCAAGGUCUCCUGGCAGCUCUGGAGACAGCCGGGCGGGGCCGGCAGCACCACUCUGCGCCCACCCCGGCCCCCACCCAGUCCUCAGACCCACAGGCCCUGCGUCCUCUGCUCCUCUCCUGGCUUGCGGGCGCCUACCCCCACCCCCAACCCGCACGGUGCCCCUGUACCAGCAUUUAGCAGGUUGGUUGGGGGUCGGGUGGGGGUUGGUUUUCAGUUUGUUGACUUGCGGUGGCCAUCGGGUUGGCUGAAGGAGUGGUGGGGCCCAGGUUGGAGCCACUGCCGCUCCAGCCUUAGGAUUCAGGCUUCACGGGUCCUGCUGCAGCAUCCAGCAGCUGCAGCCAGGCCGUAGCCCCACGCACUGUGCCGAGGCAGUGGUGGGGUUUGGGGGCGGGGGGCGCCUGAGCAGCACCUUUGACGGCGGCAGCACCUGUUUGCGGUGACAGUGACCAUGCUCUCUGGCCACUCACAGCCACUGGCCUUGCAUCCUGACAGCAGCCUGUGGGCUGUGGUCUUAGCCCUGCUCACAGAGGUGGGGCUGCAGCCUCCCAAGCCUCCCCCACCAGAAGCCCUGAAGGGAAGAGGCUGUCAGACACAGGACCCUCUGAAAGAGAAGUAAAGGUACCCACCGCGUGCCGAGCCAUGCCCGGCUGUCCUGGGGCCUCUGGGAGCUCUUCUGCAGACUGUCAGGCAUCCAGGUGGCCUCGCCCUGGCCCCCCUGACAUCCAGCUGGACCACAGAUGGCCCUGCUGUGUCCCGGUCCCCGCAGAGGUCAGUGUGCCUGCGUCCCGACAGGACGUGAACUGGAGCAGGGCCCGCGUGGCAAGGCUCAGCCCACCAACCCAGAUGCCUUCAAAACUGCCGGCUUUUUUCACUGCCUUUUUGAUCCUAGUGAAAUUGUGCUGAUUUCUGUGCGUUUUCUGGCCGCCACCACCAGGCCCAUCCCUUUGCUUUUGUUGCUCAGCCCCUGCAGAAAACCAGACCUCCUGGGUCCUCUCGCCCAGGUGACGGGAUGGUGGUGUCGGGAACGGGCACAGGUGCGGAGCCCAGAGGGAGGUUUCAGGCCCUGGCUGGGGCUCAGCACCCGCACGGCUCACCAAGGGGGCGGCUGUUCCUCAGACCGGGACUCUGCAGCCCUCUCUCCGGGAAGAGCAAUCCUGACCAGACCUGCUGCUUCAGAAAUGAGUCUGCAGGCCUGGUCUCCACACUCACCAUAUUAGCAAAAAAAGCCAGGAGGAACCGUGCACUUCAGCAAUGAGCUGUUUUAAUUGCAUCUUAAAAUAGAAUUGCAAUAAAGAACUUUAAACUGUGACUAACCAACUGUGUUUAAGGGACCCCCCAGCACAGCCAGACGCGGGCAGGCUAAUAAAGUCUGCCCACUCACCAAGCCGCAGCCCCUAGCGGGGCGCCGGGGGCCUCGGCCCGCCUGGCCUCCCCGGCCCCUUCCCACGUCCGGCCGCGCCGUGCAGGGCGGGCACUGCCUGGGCCUUGAAAGCAGGAGGGAGAAGGGUGCCCCGUGGAGUCGCUCAUCGCCCCUCAGAGGAUCUCUGGUCCCCACACACCCUGCCCUGCGCUCCGGGCCAGGACUCUGCUCCUGUCUGCGGGGACCCUGGGGGCGGGGUGCGUGUGGGCGUCUGACCGAGGACCACGGCAGGGCCGGGCGGGAAGGGGCGCUCCCGGGGGCUGGGCAGGCCUGGCCUGGGGGCUGGACCCCACCGGUGCGGAGCCUGUGGUCCAGCUGAGGGCAGAGCGGAGCCGGCCCGAGCAGGGUGCCCAGGGGCUGCAGCCUCGGCACGGCGGGGUCUCCGCAGGGCGGGGCCGCGGCCGCAGGAAGCACAGAGCUCGGGUGGGCAGAGCCGGGGGUGAAAUCUGUUGCUGUUCCCUCUCGUUUAAUUACCGGCGUGGCAGUUGCAGAGUUGAAAUGGAGCUUAAAAAGCCUUUGUGAGUAAUUAGUGUCAAAAACACAAGAUCUACAAAGCCAUAAACUCGCAGCUUGGUGAUGUUACCAAGAACUAAUUAAAAAGGAAAAGGAAAAAUUUCCUUUUGUGAUCAGGUCUUCAGCCCUGCCAGGGAUGAUAAAAAACAAGGCGGUGUGGAGAUGAUGCGAUGCCUGGGGUCGGGGGCGGUGGGCACGAGGCCGGUGGCACACGUGCGAGGGCCUGGCUCCCGUGACCUCCGCCGGGCGCACCUGUGGUCCCCCACCCCACCCAGGCCAGUCGGCCGGCUGAGGGCAGGACAGAAAUCCAGCCACCUCAGAACACUUGGCCGAUGCUUGUCCUGAGGGAUGGAGUCACCUCAGGCCGGGCGUCUGCCACCUCUGAACUCGGUACAAACACUCCCGCUGCGUCUGGCCUGCGAAUAACUAACUCUCCGCCUCACGGUGGCAGCGUCAGCCCAAGGCGGCUGCUCCGCCCGGCACUGGAGCGUUCUGGAAGCCCGGUCCCAGGAAUGCUCUUACCCCAGAGCCAGCAAAAUGCACCCAGCACCGCGGCCCCCCAGCAGCAUUGGGCACCGGGCAGAGCCAGACCUGCCCGGCCGCCUGAGACGCCCCUCAACACCCGCGCCCUCCGUCACCUGGCCUCGGCGCCCGGACUCUCAGCCCCCGGGCCUGGUCCUGCCGUCGGCGUGCCGCGGAUCUGGCGCGGGACCCGGAGUCGGUGUCCGGUGGCAGCGGGGAGGUGGUGCUGGUGUGCGUGGGGACAGAGCCCCUCCUGGAGCCCAGGUCACUCUGUCCCUGGGCCCGUGGCCGCUGGGUCAUCGUGCUGGAGGCCCGUGCUGCAGACACCUGUCCAGCCCGCCGUGACCGACGGAGGAGCAGUGUGCGGGGCAGCUGCGCUCACGGGCCCACGGGGUCGUGGCCGGGAGAGGGGCGGGCGCGUCGGGCAGCGGGACGGUGGGGGCGGCCGGGGCUGGGGCGCGGCGUCCGAGCGGCCGCCCCAGCCUUUUGUCAGCCUUUUUUAUCCCGAAGUGUUUCGUGUUUUGCCUGUGGUAAGUUUGUGCCUUUGCUUCCACUUUGUUGGGAGCGUCUGAAAACAGUUCCGUCGUGUGUAUGGCCUUUCGUCUGGCACCUCACUGUCUCACGCACCUGUUCUAACGGCUCUUGGACGUGUCGUGUUGGCUUUUCUACAGGCAGCGGUGCCGUCCGUGGAUAAGGGCCGCCGGCGCUUCCGCAGGGGCGGUCUGGAGGGUUUCCUGCUUUUUCUCGCCUUGUUUCCCUGGCCAGCUCCUCCAGAACUCCAGUGAGUCCACGUGUGGAGGGAGCAUUCCUGCCCGCAGUCCAGGCUGAAGGGACACUUCUGAUCGUGCGCCGAGCGUGGUGUCAGCUGAGGGUUCGUCGGAGAGGCCCUUUAUCAGGCUGAGGACCUUGUGGUCUAAGCGUCGUCGGCCGAGGGUUUUUUGGAGGAAUGCGUGCUGGGUUCGCUGUCUGCUGGGAUAGUGCGGCUGUUUGUCUUUCCUUUGUUAACACGUGGAAUUACUCUGAUGGACUCCGACGGCCGGCCGGCCGCGCCUUCCUGGGUCCACUCGCUUGGCUUGUCUCUUGGGCAUGUUGCUGGACGUGCAUGGCCCGCUGUUUGGUUUCGCGUUUCUGCGUCUCCGCCCUGAGGAUUGCUGGACCGCGAUUUUGCCCUCACAGGGUUGUCGUCUGAUCGUGGUGGCACGGUGACACGCAUCUCCCAGCACGAGGUGGAAAGCAGUCCUCCUGGGUCCCCGCACCAGGCACGGAGGCCGGGCGUUCUGUCCUCUGGGAGUGCUGCACGGCAUCCCUCGAACGCCGGCCAGCCUUGCUGAUUUCUUUGUGAGGUGUUUCCCUACUAACGCGUUUUCCUUGCCAGCCAUUGGACCACUCAGGAUGUCUUUCCUUUUCGGUCUUUCGAAGAAUUUGUCCGUUUUAUCUAAGCCACCAAACACAUUUUGGCAAAACGUUGUUGGUAAGGUUUCCUUUUUGUCCUUCGAGGGCCCGUAGAAUCCGUAGGGCUGUCCCCGCUCUCAUUUGUGACGCUGGUAAAUUGUGUCUUCUUUUAUUCCUGACUGACCUGGCCGCUCCAUCAAUUUUAUUCAUCUUCCGAAAGAAGCCGCUUUUGGCUGCGUGCUCUCCAGCGCGUUCGGUCUGCUGUUGCACUGAUGAUGCUUUGAUGUUUACUUCCUUCCUUCAGUUGCCUCUGGGUCUCUUCUGCCCUUUUUUAUUUUCAUUUCUUAAGGUAGAAGGUUUCUCCUUUUCUAAUUUAGACACUUUGGCGCUAAAAAUGCUGAUAUUUUGUUCUACCUUCAUUUGGUUCCAAGUGCUCGUUUCCCUUCUGCUGUUUUUCCCUUUGGCUCAUACAUUAUUUAGCGGUAUGUUAGUAAGGUCCCAAACAUUUUGAGAUGUUUCCAGGUGCAUUUCUGUUACUCGCUUCUGAUGGACUCUCAUUGUGGUCAGAGAACCCAACUUUGUAUGCCGCGAAUCCUUUUAAAUGUAUCGAAAUUUGUUUCAAGGUUCAGAAUGUGCUUUCUCUGGGUAAAUUACUUGCAGAUGAUUUGUGUCCUGCUGGAGUGUGCUUCAGACGUCAGGUCAGCUUUGUUUGUUGUUUUGAUGUCGUCCAAUCCUCUGUGCCCUUGCUGACUUGCCGCCUCCCUCCCCGCCGGUAGAGAGGGGGUGUUGAAAUCUCCCACGACAGUCCUGGCCGUGUCGCUUCCGUCGUGCAUUUCUCUUCACUCCUGUUUCUGGUGAUAAUUGACGCCCGUCUUCCUUUCGAACUGACCUUUCCCCUCGGUAGUGCUCUCUGCUCUGAAAUGUACUUUGUAUGAUACUGACGCGGCCACUCCUGCUCUUGGCUUCUGUUGGAAUAGUGCCUCUUUUCCACACGUUUCCUGUUUCAUGAGCUGCGUGUCGCGGGGCCUUGCGUGUGUGUGUCGUGUGACAGUCUCUGCCUUUUCACGGGGGUCUUCGGACCCCUGCGUUUAAGCCGACCACCGCUCUGUGCCCAGGUCUCAUCGUUUGCUUUCCGUUCGUCCCAUGCUUUGUUCCUCUCUUUCUGCCUUCUUUAGGAUUAACGGAGUAAUUUGUACAAAUCCAUGGAUCUCCUUUCUGACUUGUUCAUCAUAACCUCAUCUUGCUGCUUCUCAGGGUGCUUGAGGCCUCGUACUGUGCCUCUUUUCCCAGGUGACUUCAGCUGCCCUAACGCCACCCCACACUGACCUGAAGAGGCUCCGACUAUGUCCCCCCCCCCGCCCCCCCGCUGUCCCACUGCCCACUGGCUUUCAUUGUUUCCAGCGUGAGGUCUGCUGUCAGCCCCCUGUGCGCCUCUGAUCACGGGGCUGGUUUCCUCUGGCUGCUGGAAAAAUGUUGGUAGCUGGUUUCGAGUGAUUUGAUGACAGUGUACUUUGGUGUCAUUUUCUUCCUUUAUUUUUUGAGCCGGGAGGGUUCACUGACCUGUUUGGAUCCGCCAGUUCACGCGUGUCAUCACAUUGCAAAUGCUCUGGGCUGUUACUUUUUUCCAAGUGUUGUCUUCUGUCCUCCUGGGUUGAUAACCCGUCACUGCGUAACAGAGUGCCCCCAACCUUGGUGGCUCGGCCCACCCCCGCCUCAGGGUCUCUCACAGGCUGUGGUCAGACUGGCGGCCAGAGCCGCAGUCCCCCCGCACCCCGACCGGGGCAGGGGCGAAGGGCUUCUCGUUCACUCACCUGUGGCCUCAGGCCCUUGGGUCCUCACGUACAUCGUGGCAUCUCGCUUCGUCAGGGGCAAGACGCAGACAGGGAGAGCCCCGCCGGGUCGCCGGUCCACCCUGAUGUCACCUCAGAAGUGGCAUCCCAUCUCAGAGUCACACCCUAGGGUAGCGGGUUGCACCGAUGCCAAUUCCAGGAGGCAGGGUUUGCUGGGAGCCGUUUCAGAAGCCGCCUGCCCGUGCGUCUCAGCCUCUGCUUCAGGGUCUCUGUGGGGUGUGUGGUGCGUCCCUUGGUGGCCCCACAGCCCGUUCCCAGAGCCCCUCCCUUUCCUCCUCCUCCCCUCAGCCUCCCUCCCCGCCUCCCCCCUUUUCCCUCUCUCUCCCCCCGUCCCUCUCAUUCCGAUUGGCUUCCGCUGCUGUGUUUUCAGGUUCACUGAACUUCUGUCCACGACGGCGGGUCUGCCCUUAACCCACAGGACACUUCCCAUCGGGGGUCUUCCCUGUAGAAGCUCCCUUGCUCUCUCUUCUCUCUUCCGCUUUCUGCGCACCUGGAAUAAAGUCAUAAACACUGAUUUAGGGUCACCUGCGGAUUCCAGCACCAGUCUCAGUUCUGAAUCGAUCUCACUUGACUGCUUUCUCUCUUCCCCGAGAUCGUGUUCUCCCGAUUUUUGCGUGUCUGUCGUCUUUGAUGGGUGCGAGCGUGGUGAAUUUUGUCCUGCUGGCCUGGGGGGCUUCUCCUGCUCCUGAGCGUUGUUCAGGGUGCCGUUAGUUUCCCGGAAAUACCAUGGUUCUGAGGUCCUGGUUCAGGAUCUGGGAGCAGGACCAGAGCGACCUGUAGGCGAGGUGACCGUGCUCUUGCCGGGGGGAGGCGCUUUGUGGUUCCCCGCCCUCUGACGAUGGCCUUUUCUGGUGUGGCUGGCAGGGACAGGACUGUGUAGUCUGGGCCAGCUUCUCCCGCUGUUGGGGGCUUGCUCUAAUCCUCUUCGGUUUAUCUCCUGGUCUCAGGUGGUUUCCUCCACGUGUGCUCCGAGUGCUCAGGGACCCCUGCGCCGUCCGUCCUCCAGGCAUGGCUCUCCUCUCGGGCCCUCGGCCCUGCACCCUCUGGCCACCGGUCUCCCCAGACUCAGCUCAGGGAGUCCAGCCUACCUGGCCCCUCCCUCGUGGUGCCCUGAAUGUCCCCUGAGGAGUAAACUGGGUUGUCACAGGGCUUGCCUCCCAUCUCCCAGGACCCCUGCCCCUCGUGCCCUCACAUCCCAGGACCUGAAAGCACCGUCUUGUCUUUGUGUCUCAUUUUUCUGGUUAUUUCAGGCAGGUGGGUGAAUCUCCCUAUUUUUCCCCGAGCUGCCCAUCAUCUGAGCCCACCAACCACCUCCCAGGUGGGAACACAGACACGUGUCCCCACAUCAGUGGAGGAGAGUCCAGCUCAGAGAGGUGGGUGAGGUGCCCGAGCGGAGCAGCCAGCGUUGAACCCAGCUUCUGAGGCUCUGUCUCUGCCGUUGGUCCAACCACGUGGCUCUCGAGGCGAUUCUGUGGCCUCUGUGGGCUUCUCAGAAUCCCUCGGAGGCGGGAGGCGGCUGGCCCUGGAGAGCAGGAGGGAGGCGGUCUGCUCUGUGCCCAGCCUGCCCGUCCUCUCCCGUCCGCCCCGACCUGGCGGCCUCCACUCCCCACCCAGCAGGAGGCCUGGGCCUGGGCGAGCAAGCUGCUGGCCUGGGCACCGCGUGUGCAGGGCCAGGCUCCUGAAAUGACCGCUCCCGGGCCUCGCCGCCCCACGUGCGGCCUCCUGUCCCUCGUGAGCUGCAGGAACAGCUGCGUCUGGCUCUAAAAUGGAGCAUCCAGGAGGCUGGAGGCUGUAUAAAUAGAAUAAUAAUAAUAAUUGCAGGUUUGAGAUCGAUCUGUAACUGUUGGGGUGCCUGGCCUUGCUAUCCCCCCAUUCACUCUUGGGAAAGGUCACCCCUAGCUGGGGACGGUGAAUUCCAAUAACGCUGGUAUAAUUAGAACAUGCAGUAUUUAGAUGUUUUUUCAGUACAAUUAAGCAGGAAUAAUUGGGUGAGCUAUUUUCCCCCCGUGCUGGACAUGCUUUUCUGCCAACUUCCGUUCCCUGGAACUUGGUGCCGGGACAGCGUUCUCAGCAUUCUGGCCGAGUCGUUCUGACCCACUUGCCGUGUGUCCCUCUCUUGUUCAGCACAGGGACCCAGAACGAGGGGCCACCCCACCCCCCCAGCCACCCACCCGCCCUGAGUGGCACCUGUGGUCCGGGCAGCCACGCCCCGCUGCAGGGGGGGACGCCAGGCUUCAGGUGGCCGGGCCGAGCUGGCAGGCCCGCAGAGGGCUGUGGUGGCCCGCAUGGGGGGACAGUGUCCUCGAGGCGCUGAGGCUGGGAGAGAGCAGAGGGGUGGGCUGGGAAAGCCCAUCCUCGUGGGGCGAGAGGGUCCACGGACCAGGUUCUCGGGGGGAGGGGUACAUCUCCCCCACGGAGCCCAGCGGGGCGGGCCAUGCCGAGCCGUCUGCCAGCGUCUGCAGGCUGCCAGCUGCCACACUGGAUGUCACCUGCAGCGCAGACACCUGGGGGCAGGCAGGUAGGGCCGCCCAUGGAGGUGCCCCCCAGCCAAGCUCACACAGCCUUGGAGGCCAACAGGUGGUGACAGGGCACCAUGACCGGUUGUCCCUGGAGUCCCAGUGCAGACACAACACGUCCCCACCACAGCCAAGCCUCGCAGAGCACCCAGGCCCCGCCGGCUGGCCGAGCCGGGUGUCAGCACGCAUCUGUAGCGGUGGGGGGCAGGGUGGGGGGGUGCCUCUUCUCCAGGCUGCUUAGCUGUCACGGAUAUAAUUUAGAUUUCUUUUUCUGAUCACAAAUAUAAUGUGCAGCCAUCGUUUAAAAGGAAAAAGCACCCUGGGGACAGCCGAAAACCGUACAGGAGCACGUCGCGCCUCCACUCUGAGCUAACUGUGCGGCGUUCCUGUUCCGCCGGGCCUUCCGUUGGCCUCUGCCUCGCUGUCCGUCAAGGGCUGAGGGCCGGGGUACGGCUGCAGCCCCGGGGCGGGCUCCGGGGCUCCAUCCAGUACAGAACGUCAGGGUGGGUGCUGGCCAGCGGGCUCAGCCGCCCUCCACAGUCCGGCCUGGGAGCUCACGGAAGGCCUUGGAAAUGUUAGAUUCUCCGCUCGAGAAACCCUGGUUCUCCCGGAAGAUGGAGCGUUUUUAUUUCCUCUCAGCCUCGUCCAGGUGGGAGCCUCACCGUCCCUGGGCUCAGAGCAGUGUCUGCUGGAUCCAGAGGAGGGGGCCUCUGGGGGGCCCAGUGUGGUAGCAGAUGAGCCCACAGCUGGGCUGCCGCCGGUCGCGUGUCCCUGAGCCGAGCUCAGAGUCCCGGUGGGCCAGCACCCGGGGCGGGGGGUGCCCAGACAGAGGGUCAGCGGGAACAGCUGGGCCGGCCUCGUCCAAGUGUGAGGAGGGCUCCAGUUAGCCCAGAGGCCCGAGCCGCAGCCCAUGGGCACCGGGCACAGAGCGCGGUGCAUGCCUGCAGGGGUCACUGCCACGGGGCCCUCGGCUCCUCGGGCAGGGUGGCCGGCUGGGCCGAGACCCAGCUCAGGGCCUGGCUCUGCCGGGACUGGCCCAAACGCUCCUGUCCCAGCUGGAGCAGCCCCGCAAGGCCUCUCCCAGUCCCCAGUCCCCUGUCCCCACCCCAUCCUGCUCGCAGUGGCCCCAGGGAUGAGGCCAGGCAGAACGGCUGGCUCACAGGAAGGGCCACCGGGAGCUCUGUCCGGGUGGGCCUGUGUCGGUGUCACCCGCAAAUCUGAACACACCGUUUUCCCGCUGCUGUGAAGACAGCCACCCAGAUGCACAGCCGCAGCUUCCUGCCAGAGCUGGGCGCCUCUCUCAGGACAGCCCUGCGGGAGCAGAGAGCAGGCGCGGGCAUCUGAGCCCAGGGGAAGGGGACCCACCUGUUGGCAGGUGGCCUGCCCCACCACGGCCCCAGAUUGCCGUCAUCAGGUGUGUCCUGGGAGUAGAGCGGCCGAGCAGACAGCCCUGGCACCAGGGCAAGGGCACAGGCGGGCAUCCGAGAAUCUCCGGGCAGGGCGCCCUCUCCCCUCCCACAGGGUCUGUGCAGGGCCCGUGCUGCGCGUUCCCACGGCUCCCGGCUUCUGUGCGUGUUGUAGUUGAUGCUUCGAGCUCUAGGUGUCCAGUCUAAGAAUUCCUUGCCCUGGCGUUUCUUCUUUGUGGUCGCCGGGGUAGUUCCCCCCACCCCACACCCCCGGCUCUUUACCUUCCAGUCCACGAUGCAGUGUAAGUUAAAUGUUACACGGAGUGUGAGGUUCAGGUCAAGUUCCGUUUUUCUAACGAGGGCUGUUGAUCUGCUCCGGCACGUCGGCGGCAAAGGCUGCAGAGGCGCCCAGGACGACCCGCCGUCCUGCUUGUUAGAGCCGAGCGGGCUGUCGAUGGUUUUCCUCCGAGGGUCUCUGUCCUGUGCGCUGGGGUGCCCCGUACCCCGUACCAGCCCACCCUCCUGGGGUGCCCCCGGGCCCCGUACAAGCCCACCCUCCGGGGGUGCCCCCGUGCCCCGUACCAGCCCACCCUCCUGUUUCCUAGCUUGCUGAGUUUGCUCAUGGGCGGGUGUUGAAUUCCAUCGGAUGCCCGUCUUUAGCCUCUGGGUGCGCCGGCUCGGUCACGGCAGUCUGGAGCCAGACUGGACCGGGUCCUGGCUGGUCCUCGGAGUUCACGGGCGAAGUUGGUCUGGACACGUCUGUUUGCUUUGUGCUGAGCCGCUGUCUUUGUCAGUUUUGGACUCAGGUUGAUCCUGGCCAGGGGGUAUCCCUCCCGUACUCUGGGCAGGAUUGUGUAAAAUUGGCUUUAAUUCUCGUUUAAAUGUUUGGUAAAAUUCUCCAGGGAGGGAUCUGGGCUGGAGCCGGGAUGUGUGGCCGUCUCGGCUCCGCUUUGGGACCAUGUGCUGUCCGGGAAUUGCCCCCUUGUCAGGCGUCAGCUCCGUGGGUGCCAAGGGCUGGCCGUGUUCCCUUCGUCUGACAGCUCCGGGGCCGCUGUGAGCGUCCGUUUCAUUUUUGCUGUUGGGAACCGCCAGGCCCUCCUUUCGGUCCGUGUGGGAGGCGUAUGGGCCCUGUGGUCGUUUUCAGAGGAUGAGCCUUCAGCGUGAGUCCGCCUCUGGCCCUGCUCUGCUCCUUCCUUUCUCGUGCUCUCGUGUCCUCUCUCCUGUCUCGAGCGGCUCGAGGUGGGGCUCAGACAGCUGACUGGGGCGCUCCCCGCAGCCUGCUGGGAGCGUCCAGCCCGUCGCUGUCCCCUCGGCUCGCCCUGGGUGCGCCCACAGACUGUCGCCUGGUCACUGGGUCCCCGUGCUGUGUUCCUUCAGGGUAGCUCCUCGGCCGAGGGCCGUCUAGGACUUAGACGUGUGCAUUUCGCCUCCGCGCGUCUUUUAGGGUCCGGCUCCCGGUCCUCCCGACGCGCCCCACCGUGUCCAGAGGGGAGCGUUUAGGUCCCGGGUCCCUCUGUCGUAUUGUGUGAACGCGGUUUGUUCCAUCCAGAUGGGGCUCCAGGCCUCGGGGGGCUCCGCCCUCCAGAUUCCGCCUCCGUCGGUCUCAUCAUUUGUGAAACGUCGCGGGGACCAUCAGCGAGGGCGACUCCGCGCUUGCCAGGAACCCUCACUCCGUGGGGGCUCUUCCCUCCUGGGGAAUCGCCAUAAAGGAGCUUUAAGAAGCGCAGCUCGGGGCCAGCCUGCCGUUAGGGCGUCGAGGCCGCCUUCACAGGCCCCUCGGGGCAGGCGCGGCGGGAGCCCCAUGCAGGGUGGCCUCUGCGUCCGUGUGACAGUGACCCGCAGCGGCAGAGAGGGAUGGGGCCCUCACGUCCGGGCUUCCCCGCCCACCGUGCCCCGGCACCGUCACGGGGCCCUUCUCCGCCACCGCUCCACGUCCAGACCUCAGCCCAUGCCGGCUGGUUGCCCCCGGGCUGCCCGGCCCUGCUGCCCAGCGGGCGGAGGUGGCCCCGGGCGAGGCCACGCUGCGUCGUGGCUGAGCGUCUCUCCUCGCGGGGCGCCCACGGGCACGGCCCUGUCCCUGCCAGGCCCUGACCUGCCGCAGCACCGUCAGCAGUUGGCUUCGUUAGGAAUUGCACUCUGGCUCUAGGAGAACAGCCCUAAUUAGAGUGACUUCCGGGGGCCUGGGGAUGCGGAGGUAUUGAACACAGAGCUGGCUGACACGUCUGAAGACACGGCAGCUCCAAGGAACGGGGUGCAGGCUCAGGGCACCACGUGGAGGGGGGCUGAGGCCUGGGGCGCUGGGGCCUCGGGGCGCAGACACUGACUUGGGCUGAGUGAGGAGGCGGCCCUGGCCCUCCUUCCCUGCCCGGUCCUGCCACAGCCCCGGCUACGGGGGCAGGCUGUGCCCAGGAACUGCCCAGGCCGGGCACAGAGCACACCCGUGACAUCGGGUGUGGGGGGAGGGGCCCGGAUGGACCCCCGGUCAGCGCGGCGCUGGGCCUGCUCAUCAAGCAGCAGCUCCUGUGCGGGCCCCACGGGGCACGUCUGACGCAAGUGAAGGGUGUCAGGCCCUGCGAUCUGCAGGGUUGGGGAGGCGCCCAGGGGACCCUGAUUUUAAGUCGGAGCUGAAGACCCCCCCGGGGGGGAGCAGGAAGACGGGGGGCAGAACAGGAGGAAGGAGGGGCUGUGCCCCCCCCGCCUCCGCCCGUCUGUGCUGAGCUGACGGCUGCAGGAAAACCAGCCCCUCUGACAUUUAGGGGAAAAACUCAGAAUCAGGAUCAGAAGGCAGAAAUGAAAGGAUUUUCUUGGUAAAGGUCAGACUGGUUUCUCUGAUUUUGUUUAAAAGUGGUUUGUGAUGAACUUGACGAGACUGAAUAUGUUACCAGGCGACGGAGCAGCGCUGGCCGCCCGAGAGGGCUCGGGGCCGAGUGACACGGCGGGGCCGCCCUGAAGGCCGCUUGGAAGGGUCGUGGGUCCUGGGUCUAAGGUCAGAGGGCAGGCGAUGCAAAGCUGGGGCCCCUGCUGAGACGCCCCGAGCUUCCUGGGGUCUCAGAGCCCCCUCCCAUGGCUGCUCCAGGCUGGGCCUCCCGUCAGGGAGCCGCGGGGACGGGGCUUUGGGGAGAAGCCCGGCACUCGGCUCUGUCGAGGCGCCAUCGCACCCCACUCACCCUCUCACGGACACGUCAGGGCGCUGCAGGGCCCUCCGAGCUGGGCGGCCGUCACCGCCCUGGUAGACCGUUCCCAUCAGCCCACCCGGACACCCCCAGCGGGCGGCUCCCUCUUCUCCCUCCCUGCUCCCCCUGCCGGGCCCUGGAGCCGCCAGCCUGCCCGCUGCCUCCCUGGAUGGGCCUGCUCUGGACCCUCAUUUAAGGGGAGGCCCGCGGCCUCUCGGGGCCGGCCUGGCACAGGGAGGGGUGCACGCGGAAGGGCCUUUCUCUCCCGGCUGCAUCAGUCACACCCCGUCCCAGCUGCCCCGCUGGCCGUGGCCGUUUCCCGCGGUGGCACUUAGGGCGAGCGUGGCUGCUGUGCGCGCUCCCGCACCGCCUCCACGGGGACGUGCCCUCUCCUCCUGGGCCCCGUGCCCCGCAGGGAGGCUCACCCGGGAGCAGGUGCCUACGGUCUGCACGGCGUCCUCGCUCGCGCCCGCGUCCUGGUCGUCGCCCACGGCUCCGGCCAUCCUCGCGGACGCAGCUGGGUCCCGUCGUGGGCUUCGUUUGCGUUUCCCUGAAGGCGGCCGCCGCUCUGGCCGCCUGUCCCUGCUCCUCGGGAGAAGGACCGUCCAGGUCACCUGCCCACUUUCUGGCUGGGCCUCUUGUCUCUUCAUCACAGAGCGGUGGGGUUUGGGGGUCGCAGGGAUUGAGGGGCGUUUGGCAGGAUCUCCCUGGCCUGGGAGGGGCAGGUCCACCUUCCCCGGUCCAGGCUGCAAAGCCAGGUGCCCAGAACGCGUCCCAGGGUGGCCACGGGCGGUGGUUCUCAGCUUUCAGUGGGUGGCCGGGAACCUUGGUGCGGAGCGCGCCCACUGAGGCAGGGGCAGGCCUCGGGCGGGCGGGCACAUUUGGGGGUCAGCGGGGAGAAGCCUUC